Messenger RNA from Plasmodium inui San Antonio 1, 1332 nucleotides. RefSeq lists its product as hypothetical. Gene Ontology annotation, cellular component: Golgi apparatus. Bases 1 to 1332 code for a protein of 443 amino acids. The transcript has a single exon. The record is from RefSeq and is a predicted model, not a curated record. Gene Ontology annotation, molecular function: GTP binding; GTPase activity. NCBI's taxonomy places the organism in Eukaryota, Apicomplexa, Aconoidasida, Haemosporida, Plasmodiidae.
AUGGAGAGCCUAAGAAUACUCGUGCUGGGAGACGUGGGCGUGGGGAAGAGCUCCUUCCUCAAGCUGAUAACGGAGAGGUUCUCCGAAAUAUACCCAAUCAACUUUUUCGACUACUACAUGCACCUAGACGAGGAAGAAGCGAGGAAAAAAUUCGUAAGUGCCAAGGAUUUAGCGGAGAAUAAUUGCAAAACGAAGAGAGUCCAAGCUUUGGUGGAGUCUAUGUUCUUUCAGGCCAAAAAAAAUUUCCUCGAAUUUAUAGAGAGUAAAAUGAAUGGUCAGAAUUUUUUUUGCGAGCAAAGACACAAAUAUACCUACGGCUUCGAGAUUUUUACUUUCCUAUGGUACAUGGAUAAGGCAUAUAACAACAACAAGUUUGAGAAGAACAUUCCCCUGAACAUAAGGCAAAGUGGGGGGCACUUGGCUGACAUGCUGGCUGUUCGUGGCCAGGAGGACGAGAAGGCACUUCUCGUGGAGUUCCUCGAAAUAGGAGGCAUCCAGACCUACUCCUGUAUCCGAAACAUUUUUUACCCAGAGCAUGACGGAAUUUUACUUGUUUACGACUCGACAAAUAAUAAGUCUUAUCACAAUUUGGCCAAAUGGGUAUACGAAGUGUAUGAUCACACGAAGCCCCCCUCGGAUGUCUUCUGCUCCGCUAAAAGAGGUCGAAAUAAGUUUUGGAACCUCUUCAAGGGUGCUGAAACGAAGGAGGAGAACAAAGGGGUGCAGGAGGGCCACUCCGGAAGCGGGACACCGAAGGGCUGCUGUGACCAUGGGGGGUACAAGGACUUCCACGGGCAGAGAAAAAAGGGCACUUGCGCGAAGCACUACGCGGAGUACAACACACAGUACAAUGCGAAUGGAUAUGCCACUCGGUAUGCUAAUCGCUACUCCGAUGGCUAUGUCUCUCACCGAGAGAGACACCUUGAUGAAGACCCCUUCGCCUCCGAUGACGACUCAGACAUCGAAAAGGGACAGGCCAAAAAGGGGGACCAAAUUCUCAAGGGAGAAAUACCUAUAGCGUGCAUAGCGACCAAGAUCGACAAAAAGGAUGCCAAAGAAAAACCAGCCUCAGUGAAAACGCCCGAAACUUCCAUUUUUUACCGAUUUUUUUUCCCAGACUUUUCUGUCAACGCGACAAAUGAGGCUGUCAACGCGAAUAAGGAUAAUUUAAAGAGAAAGAAAGAAAUCCUGAAAAAGCUGGAAAAUCAUAUAACCCAGGCAACAGAAAUCAAGGCAAGUUCUAUCGAUUGUAUCGUUGAUAUCGAGAAAUUUGUGCACUUCCUCAGACGCGUUUACGAGAAAAAGUACAACUGGGCUGGGCUGAAUGGAUAG